CAGAUUGGGAGCUGGCUUCUGCUACGGGACUAGAUCUUCAUCACUCUCCAUCCCUGAUGUUAUGAAGGGAGCUUCACAGAUGUGGAAAAAAUCAAGCUACAUGACUUGCUAGAAGAAGAGGAUGAUGUUAUGUUGGGGAUAUUGGUCUUUUGGACUUCCUGGGGCCGGCAACAGUUUACAGGCGAUCAUCCCCGAGCCUCAGAGCUGUGGUUUCAUUCAUGAGAGGAACAUCAAAGAAGUCGCUUGUGGUGGCAACCAUUCCGUUUUCCUGCUGGAGGAUGGGCAAGUCUACACGUGUGGCUUGAAUGCCAAAGGACAACUAGGCCACGAGAGGGAGGGAAACAAGCCAGAGCAAAUUUGCGCUCUAGCGGAUCAGCACAUAAUCCAUGUUGCCUGUGGAGAUGCUCACAGCAUGGCCCUCAGUGACCAAGGCCAGCUCUUUUCUUGGGGCGCGGGGAGUGAUGGCCAGCUAGGACUAACAACUACAGAAGAUUCAGUGGCUGUCCCAAGGUUAAUCAAGAAGCUGAACCAAGAGACGAUACUGCAGGUCUCCUGUGGCAACUGGCACUGCCUCGCUCUUGCAGCUGAUGGACAGUUCUUUGCAUGGGGGCAGAACAACCAUGGGCAGCUCGGGCUGGGUAAAGAAUUCCCCUCACAGCCGAGUCCUCAGUGUGUCAAGUCACUCGACGGGAUCCCGUUGGUGCAAGUCGCCGCAGGAGGAGCACAUAGCUUUGCCCUGUCUCUCUCAGGAGCUGUGUUCGGUUGGGGGAAAAAUUGCUCGGGACAGUUAGGAUUGAGCGACCAACGAGAUCGGGAGUCUCCAUGCCACGUGAAGCUCUUACGGUCUCAGAUGGUCGUCUAUAUCAGCUGUGGAAAUGACCACACAGCUGUCCUCACAAAGAGUGGAGGGGUGUUCACCUUUGGGGCAGGUUCCUUUGGCCAGCUCGGCCAUGACUCCUUGAAUGAUGAAGUAAACCCCAGAAGGGUUCUGGAGCUAAUGGGCAGCGAGGUGUCCCAAAUCGCUUGUGGUAGGCAACACACACUAGCCUUCGUGCCUUCUUCAGGAAUUAUCUAUGCAUUUGGCUGUGGAACCAGAGGCCAGCUAGGAACUGGACAUACCUGCAAUCUUAAAUGUCCUUCCCCAGUAAAGGGUCAGUGGGCAGCUUACAACGAGCAACACUUGGGUACAACAGAUCCGUGUAAAUAUGACAUUGUUCAACGUAUCUUUUCUGGAGGAGACCAGACGUUCGUUCUUUGCUCUGAAAGGGAGAAUUCUGUGCCUGCUGAUGAUUUCCGAGCCAUAAAUCAAAGUGACUACACCUGCUCAAUUAAUGAUGAAACGAUUGACAUGUGGAGACACAAGCUGUCAGAGAGGAACAACCCCAAUUCAGUAAAUGAGGUCGUGCAAAUCCUGUCCUCCGCUGCCUGCUGGAAUGGGAGCUUCCUAGAAAAGAAAAUAGAUGAACAUUUUAAAACUAGUCCCAAAAUCCCAGGGAUUGACUUGAAUUCCACCAGAGUGAUGUUUGAUAAGCUAAUGACAACUCAGCAUUCCAUCUUGCUUGACCAGGUCUUGAAGAGCUUUGAAAGCUUUUUGAUCCCUCAGCUCCCCAGCUCCCCACCAGAUGUCGAAGCCAUGAGGAUCUAUCUGAUUCUCCCCGAAUUCCCACCAUUUCAAGAUUCCAAAUACUACGUAACAUUAACCCUUCCCUUGGCAAUGGCCAUACUGCGCCUGGACAGAAACCCCAGCAAAGUCUUAGAUAACUGGUGGUCUCAGGUGUGCCCCACAUACUUCUUGAGGCUGGUCGAUCUCUAUAAAGGCGCUGUGGUUUACCUUUUGCAUGGGAAAAAAACAUUACUGAUCCCAGUCUUGUACAGCAGCUACAUCACAGCUGCCCUGCGACUUCUGGAGAAACUUCAUAAAGUAAAUCAGAAAGUUAAGCAUGUAGAAUAUGACAAGUUUUAUAUCCCAGAGAUUUCCAGUCUGGUGGACAUUCAGGAAGACUACCUGAUGUGGUUCUUGCAUCAAGCUGGAAUGAAAGUGCGGCCGGCGAUCAUGCAGGAUGCCGUGACCCUGUGCUCUUACCCUUUCAUCUUUGAUGCCCAAGCCAAGACGAAGAUGCUGCAGACGGACGCUGAGCUGCAGAUGCAGGUGGCAAUUAGUGGAGCGAAUCUGCAGAAUGUUUUCAUGCUUCUUACCCUGGAGCCCCUUCUGGCACGAAGCCCUUUCCUUGUUCUUCACGUCCGUAGGAGCAACUUGGUUGGCGAUGCCUUGAGAGAGUUGAGCAUCCAUUCAGAUAUUGACUUGAAGAAGCCUUUGAAGGUGAUCUUUGAUGGUGAGGAAGCUGUUGAUGCUGGCGGAGUCACAAAGGAGUUCUUCCUUCUGCUGCUGAAAGAGCUCCUAAAUCCCAUCUAUGGAAUGUUCACAUACUACUCAGAAUCAAACCUGCUGUGGUUCUCAGAUACCUGUUUUGUAGAGCACAACUGGUUUCAUCUCAUCGGUAUAGUCUGUGGGUUGGCCAUAUACAACUUCACCGUGGUGGAUCUUCACUUCCCUUUGGCUCUGUACAAGAAACUCCUGAAUGUGGAGCCCUGUUUAGAAGAUCUGAAGGAGCUGUCUCCCAUGGAAGGAAGGAGCCUUCAACAGCUUUUAGAUUACCCUGGGGAAGAUGUUGAAGAAACAUUCUGCCUGUGUUUUACAAUAUGCCGAGAGAGCUACGGCGUGGCAGAGCACAAGAACCUCGUGCCCUACGGAGACAAGAUUCCAGUGCAGAAAGACAACAGGCAGGAGUUUGUUGAUGCCUACGUGAAUUACAUCUUCAACCUUUCCAUCCACGAGUGGUACAUGGCUUUCUCCUCCGGCUUCCUGAAGGUGUGUGGCGGGAAAGUCCUAGAACUUUUCCAGCCCACUGAGCUCCGGGCCAUGAUUGUAGGGAACAGCAACUAUAACUGGAAGGAACUGGAGGAGAGUGCUGCUUACAAGGGAGAAUUCUCUGCCACACACCCGACCGUGAAAAUGUUCUGGGAGACGUUUCAUGAAUUCCCUUUGGAAAGGAAGAAGAAGUUUCUCUUGUUCCUGACAGGCAGCGACCGCAUUCCCAUCUACGGCAUGUCGAGUCUGCGCAUCGUCAUCCAGUCCACGGCCAGUGGGGAGGAGUAUUUGCCCGUGGCUCACACGUGCUACAACCUGCUGGACCUGCCCAAGUACAGCAGCAAAGAAAUCCUGAACACUCGACUGACUCAAGCCAUCGACCAUUACGAGGGCUUCAGCUUGGCCUGAGGGG
Molecule: messenger RNA, 3281 nt
Organism: Euleptes europaea (tarantolino)
Lineage: Eukaryota; Metazoa; Chordata; Lepidosauria; Squamata; Sphaerodactylidae
Gene: HERC3
Product: HECT and RLD domain containing E3 ubiquitin protein ligase 3
Exons: 25
Coding region: 122-3277 (1051 amino acids)
Molecular function (GO): ubiquitin-protein transferase activity
Source: RefSeq, a predicted model, not a curated record